GGCUACACAGUGUAAUAUAAUAUCACCGCAAACACAAAUCACAACAGAUAAUCUGGCUGAGAGAGAGAGUCUGAGAAACUCCCAUGAUACGUGUCUGCAGUGUUCAGUGAUGAUGGAGAACAAACGAGAGACAAUACGCGAGUAAUAAUGAAUGAAAUAUAAAUUCGGGUUCGUGGCGCUUUGUGUUGUUUUGUGUUUCGGGCCGCAGCACGAACCGCUGCGUGAAAAACUAGUCCCAUCGGAAUGCGCUUCCCUGCCUUUAUCCGCGCGCCCACAACGCUCGCGACGCCUCUUUCCCCGCAUUAACCGGUUGGUUCCGCGUCUCCGCCGCGCUGUGAUCUCACACAGAGAAAGAGAGACGCGAGUGCGAUGAAAUACAACAAUAGCGCGCCGCGCCGCGGAGCUGGAGCUGGAGAGGGGAAGGGUUCGGAAGCGGCCGGGAGUUCUUCCUGUGAGCGGAAGGAGACGGACGCACGGACUGCGCGAUGUCGCGGUCACACUGAAGCACCGACUCCAUCAAACCGAUGAGAAACUGCGGCGGAGAUUCAGCGCGAGGAAUCCGAAUCACAGACGCACGCAGCCGGAGCGAUGCGAGCGAGGCGGCGCGGCUGAGCGUUGAAGAUGGGUGCCGUACUACACAGUCUCUUACUGUGCACUUUGUGUUUGCAGAUUCGGGGCCUGCCGCUCCUCUUGUAUGCGAACCGGAGGGACUUGCGGUUGGUGGACGCGGCUCACGGUCGAGGGAACGCCACGGUGGUGAUCGGCGGUUUGGAGGACGCAGCGGCGGUGGAUUACGUUUACGAGCAGGGACUGAUUUACUGGAGCGACGUGAGCGAGGAGGCCAUCAAGCGGACGCUGUUUAACGGGUCAGGGCCCGGCGGGCUCCAGAACACAGUCGUGUCCAGUCUGGCCUCUCCGGACGGCCUGGCCUGUGACUGGAUGGGGAAUAAGCUCUACUGGACCGACUCCGAGACCAAUCGGAUAGAAGUGGCCGAGCUGGACGGGACGCACCGGAAAGUGUUGUUCUGGCAGGAUCUGGACCAGCCGAGAGCCAUCGCUCUGGAUCCGGCCCGAGGGUACAUGUAUUGGACGGAUUGGGGUGAGGUCCCGAAGAUCGAGCACGCUGGGAUGGACGGGACGCAUCGCUCGGUCCUCAUCGACUCUGAGAUCUACUGGCCCAACGGCCUGACGCUUGACUACGACCUGCAGAAACUCUACUGGGCCGACGCCAAGUUCAGCUUCAUCCACCGCUGCAACCUGGACGGCUCGGGCAGGGAGGUGGUGGUGAAGGGCUCUCUGCCACACCCGUUCGCGCUGACGCUGUACGAGGAAACGCUCUUCUGGACUGACUGGAACACACACUCCAUCCACGCCUGCCUCAAACACACGGGAGAGAACAGCCACGAGAUCCACACCAACAUCUUCUCACCCAUGGACAUACACGUCUACAGCCAGAAGCGGCAGCCGCUGGAGGUGACGAGUCCCUGCGUGCUGAAGAACGGAGGAUGUUCUCAUCUGUGUCUGCUAUCUCCGGUCAAACCUUAUUACCAGUGCGCCUGUCCGACCGGCGUCCAGCUACUGGACGACAACAAGACCUGCAGAGACGGUGCCACUCAGCUGCUGCUUCUGGCGCGGCGCACAGACCUGCGGCGGAUCUCUCUGGACACGCCAGACUUCACCGACAUCGUGCUGCAGACCGACGACAUCCGGCACGCCAUCGCCAUCGACUUCGACCCGGUGGAGGGACACAUCUACUGGACGGACGACGAGGUGCAGGCCAUCCGCAGGUCCCACCUGGACGGGAGCGAGGCUCAGUUCGUGGUGACCUCGCAGGUGAAUCAUCCGGACGGGAUCGCCGUGGACUGGAUCGCACGGAACCUGUACUGGACCGACACCGGCACGGACCGGAUCGAGGUGACGCGGCUGAACGGAAGCAUGAGGAAGAUCCUGAUCUCGGAGGAGCUGGACGAGCCGAGGGCCAUCGUGCUGGACCCCGCCGCCGGGUACAUGUACUGGACAGACUGGGGUGAAGUGCCGAAGAUCGAGCGGGCGACUCUGGACGGGACGGAGAGGCUGGUGCUGGUCAACACGUCUCUGGGCUGGCCCAACGGACUGGCGCUCGACUACAGCGAGAGGAAGAUCUACUGGGGAGACGCCAAGACCGACGUCAUCGAGGUGAGAAACCACACUAUCAGCAGCAGCGCCUCUUCAACACAGAAGUCCAGCAGCGGUUCUUCAGCUUCACAUAAACACAGACGUGCUGCACGGAGCCAAAGCAAACAGAGACAGAAGAGAAUCAUGAACAUUUACCCUCGAAUGACUCGUGGCUCUCCUGAGAAUCUGCAGGGAGAGAGAGACAUCUUUUCUGCUGCUUCUCAGACCAUCAGUCGUGCGUUCAUGAACGGCAGCGCUCUGGAGCACGUGGUGGAGUUCGGUCUGGACUAUCCCGAGGGAAUGGCUGUGGACUGGCUGGGAAAGAACCUGUACUGGGCCGACACGGGGACCAACCGCAUCGAGGUGGCCAAACUGGACGGGCAGCACAGACAGGUUCUGGUGUGGAAGGAUCUGGACAGCCCUCGAGCACUGGCACUGGACCCGGCCGAGGGUUUCAUGUACUGGACAGAGUGGGGUGGACGGCCGAAGAUCGACCGCGCGGCCAUGGACGGUUCUGGACGCAUCACUCUGGUGCCGAAUGUGGGCCGCGCAAAUGGACUGACCAUCGACUACACUGAGCGGCGGCUGUACUGGACGGACCUCGACACCACGCUGAUCGAGUCCUCCAACAUGCUGGGUCUGGAGCGUGAGGUGAUCGCUGACGAUCUGCCGCAUCCGUUCGGACUCACGCAGUACCAGGACUACAUCUACUGGACCGACUGGAGCCAGCGCAGCAUUGAACGGGCCAACAAGACCAGCGGGCAGAACCGCACCGUCAUACAGGGCCACCUGGACUACGUCAUCGACUGUCAGCGCUUCGUGUGCGGCUGCCCCGUGCCCCGCGCACUCAACUACGACAACAAGACCUGCAGCGCGCCCACAUCCUUCCUGCUGUUCAGUCAGAAGACAGCCAUCAACCGCAUGGUCAUCGACGAGCUGCAGAGCCCCGACAUCAUGCUGCCCAUCCACAGCCUCAGAAACGUGCGCGCCAUCGACUACGACCCGCUCGACCGCCAGCUGUACUGGAUCGACUCCAAGCAGAACGCCAUCCGCCGCGCGCAGGAGGACGGGAACCAGGGUUUCGAGACGGUGGUGUCCAGCGCGAGCCUCGGCCUGCAGCCCUACGACCUCAGCAUCGACGUCUACAGCCGCUUCAUCUACUGGACCAGCGAAGUGACCAACGUCAUCAACGUCACGCGCAUCGACGGGUCACGGGUCGGCGUGGUGCUGCGCGGAGAACAUGACAAACCCCGCGCCAUCGUGGUCAAUCCGGAGCGAGGGUACAUGUACUUCACCAAUCUGCAGGAGCGUUCUCCGAAGAUCGAGCGCGCCGCUCUGGACGGGACGGAGCGCGAGGUGCUGUUCUUCAGUAAUCUGGGCAAGCCGGUCGCUCUGGCCGUCGACAACGAGCUGGGAAAACUCUUCUGGGUCGACAUGGACCUGAGGCGCAUCGAGAGCAGCGACCUGUCCGGAGCCAAUCGCAUCGUGAUCGAGGACUCCAACAUCCUGCAGCCGGUGGGUCUGACGGUGUUUGGGAACUUCCUGUACUGGAUCGACCGGCAGCAGCAGAUGAUCGAGCGCAUCGAUAAGAUCACGCGCGAGGGACGCACCAAGAUCCAGGCGCGCAUCGCCUCUCUGAGCGACAUCCACGCCGUCCACGAGCUGCGCAUGGAGGAGUACAAUAAACACCCCUGCACGUCUGAUAACGGCGGCUGCUCGCACAUCUGCCUGGUGAAGGGAGACGGAUCCACGCGCUGCUCGUGUCCCGUUCACCUGGUGCUGCUGCAGGACGAGCUCUCCUGCGGAGAGCCGCCGACGUGUUCUCCGGAGCAGUUCUCCUGUGUGUCCGGCGAGGUGGACUGUAUCCCGCAGGCCUGGCGCUGCGACGGCUUCGCUGAGUGUGACGACAGCAGCGACGAGCGAGACUGUCCCGUCUGCUCCGAGGAGGAGUUCCAGUGCGACAGCAAGCAGUGCGUGGACUUUUCUCUGCGCUGCAACGGAGAAAUCAACUGCCAGGACCGGUCCGAUGAGAACAAAUGUGAAGUUCUCUGUCCCAUGGAUCAGUUCACCUGCGCCAACGGCCAGUGCAUCGGGCGGCACAAGAAGUGUGACCACAACACGGACUGCACAGACAACUCGGAUGAGAUCGGCUGCUACGCGACUGAAGAGCCGUCCUUUCCUCCCACGAACACCAUCGGCUCUAUCGUGGGUGUGGUGAUGCUGCUGUUCGUGGUGGGCGCUGUGUAUUUCGUGUGCCAGCGUGUGCUGUGUCCUCAGAUGAAGGACGACGGCGAGACCAUGACCAAUGACUUCGUGGUGCACGGGCCGCCGCCGGUGCCUCUGGGAUACGUGCCUCACCCCGGCUCUCUGAGCGGCUCGCUGACAGGCAUGUCUCGUGGGAAGUCGGUCAUCGGCUCACUGAGCAUCAUGGGAGGCAGCAGUGGUCCUCUGUAUGAUCGAGCACAUGUGACCGGAGCCUCGUCCAGCAGCUCCUCCAGCACCAAGGGCCCAUACUUUCCUCCGAUCCUGAAUCCCCCUCCGUCUCCCGCCACAGUGAGGUCGCAGUAUACGAUGGAGUUCGGUUACUCGUCGAACAGCCCCUCGACGCACCGAUCGUACAGCUACAGGCCGUACAGUUACCGUCACUUCGCCCCUCCGACGACGCCCUGCAGCACAGACGUGUGCGACAGCGACUACACGCCGGGCCGAAGGGCUCCGCACGCAUCCAGCGCCGCCGCCAAGGGCUACACCAGUGACCUGAACUACGACUCGGAACCGCUGCCACCGCCGCCCACCCCACGCAGCCAGUACCUGUCUGCAGAGGAGAACUGCGAGAGCUGCCCGCCGUCGCCCUACACCGAGCGCAGCUACUCGCACCACCUGUACCCGCCGCCGCCCUCGCCCUGCACGGACUCAUCCUGAGCCCUGCCCACUGCUGUGUAAGCCCCACCCACCUCUGCAUAAGCCCCACCCUGCACGGAUUCAUCCUGAGCCCCGCCCACUGCGGUGUAAGCCCCGCCCACCUCCACAUAAGCCCCACCCUGCACGGACUCCUCCUGAGCCCCGCCCACCUCCACAUAAGCCCCGCCCUGCACAGACUCAUCCUGAACCCUGCCCACUGCUGUGUAAGCCCCGCCCACCUCCACAUAAGCAGCACCCUGCACGGACUCGUCUCGAGCCCCGCCCGCUAAGCCCCGCCCACAGCAUCAGUGUAUAUAGCCGGCGGCGUGCUGACUUUGACCGGAGAAAAACACAUGGGCGUCUGUCUCGGGUCUGGCGGCUCUCUGUACAUUUAAAAGAAAAAGAAAACAUAUUUAUAUAUUUUCUAUACAGUGUUUAUUGGUUAUGCCAUAGAGCUUUGUAUUAAAAGAAAUUUGUAAAAAAAAUGUUUAAAGAGAAAGUUUUAUUAAAUCCACACAGACGUGAUACGUUGCCUUAAUCCAGGAGUUUAGAAUCAAACGCGUUCAUGCCAAAUAGAUGGAAGGCCCAUCGCCCCCUGCAGGCUCGGAGCAGCAGCACACUGUGACCUGAAACUCAAACUCUCAAUCACCCGCCAGAUGAGCUACCAAACAAGACGGUACUCGUAUUUUUCUACUAUUUUUGUAUUGAAGAUGUCAUGUGGCCUCCUGUGCGUGACGAACUUCAGCGGCGCCUCGACUCGGACGCUUUAGGGAAACGGACGGGAAGUGACGCGAUCCAAACCAAUCAAGUGGAACCUUCCCGCAGCCGACGCGUGACGCAGGUCACGUAUGACACACGGCUCACAAUCACGGACCACUUCUCGUGCCUGACCGCUUUUUAGAAGACACUUUCAAUCAUUUUUCACUUUUUUAAAAUCUCAGUGCCCACAAAAGGUUGAUUAUUUUUGUACCACAUACUGUGUAGAUACUGUAUUUAUAAGCUAUAAAGAAGAAUCUUCAUAUUCAUCAUCAUCGUCA
This is a messenger RNA of Sinocyclocheilus anshuiensis, 6092 nucleotides long. RefSeq names its product low-density lipoprotein receptor-related protein 6-like. NCBI's taxonomy places the organism in Eukaryota, Metazoa, Chordata, Actinopteri, Cypriniformes, Cyprinidae. The record is from RefSeq and is a predicted model, not a curated record. Gene Ontology annotation, molecular function: protein binding.